AACUCAACCCCUUCCUACCCCAGAAAUUGAAACAAACAGAUUUCUUGUAAAUGGCUUCAAUGUCUUCUUCACCUCUGACUAUGCUUUCUGCAGAAACACUGAAGCAACCAACAUUAGUUGGUAGCCCCUUUGCAGGGUCAAGAUCAUGGAAGAGGACUGAGAAGAACAAGAAGCGAGCAUUGACAGUAGUUGCAGUGGUGGGAGAUGUAUCUGCUGAUAGCACACCAUACUUGAUUGGUGGUGCUGCUCUUGUGGCUCUGGUUGGAACUGCCUUCCCAAUCCUCUUCUCCCGCAAGGACAUAUGUCCUGAAUGCGAUGGGGCAGGGUUCGUUCGGAAGUCGGGGGUCACCUUGAGAGCCAAUGCAGCACGGAAAGACGAGGCUCAGAUUGUAUGUGCUAAUUGCCAAGGCCUUGGCAAGCUCAACCAAAUUGACAAAUCUUAGAGAGUUAGAUCUCUCUUCCCCCUUUAGUCCUUUAAACAUUUCCACCUCCUUACUCGUCGAAGUGUAAUUUUUACAUGAUCGAAUUUAUUUCUAUGCUUAAGGAUCUGCCAUGUCUCACUCUGAUAAUUAUAAAGAUGCAGUACUUUUCUUUGCUCGGAUAGUCACGAGCUAAGAGUGUUGUU
Messenger RNA from Fragaria vesca subsp. vesca, 625 nucleotides. RefSeq lists its product as uncharacterized. The record is from RefSeq and is a predicted model, not a curated record. The transcript is spliced from 2 exons. Gene Ontology annotation, cellular component: chloroplast thylakoid membrane. The coding region runs from base 51 to 443 and encodes 130 amino acids. NCBI's taxonomy places the organism in Eukaryota, Viridiplantae, Streptophyta, Magnoliopsida, Rosales, Rosaceae.